Messenger RNA from Chrysemys picta bellii (western painted turtle), 2564 nucleotides. NCBI's taxonomy places the organism in Eukaryota, Metazoa, Chordata, Testudines, Emydidae. The record is from RefSeq and is a predicted model, not a curated record.
GCACAGGGUGGGAGGAGCCUGACUGGCUGGGCCGGGCCAAAGAGCGCAGACACACACCCCGGCGCGCGUCCCUGCCCCUCGAGUGCACGCGCUGCGGAGCCGGCGGGUGCGCGCAGAGGGACGCUGCAAGACUUGGGAAAAGGGGCGGCGGCCGCAGAGUUUAUUGUGAAGUCCACAGUCAAAUUUGCAUGGAUUUGGAGGUUAAAGGAGUUGCUGCAUCUCCUAGACGGCAAGCUGAGCUGUCAUCAAGGGGGAAGAAACUUAGUCAAGGAUGGAAACCAAAUAUACAAGCAACUCAUGGCCUUCGUCCAGCUGAGGUGCCAUGCCUUGAUUUGGGCAAGCUGGGAUCUUCAGAUGAAGAGGAUGGAGAUUCUUACAUACCAUACAGUAAGAGGUUUCCUCGCAUUGGCCCUCCAGAUUCAUCUUCAACUGUUAGUUGGGGUUCACCAUUACAGACUCCUUAUGCACAGCAUCAUCAGACACAACAGCUUUCUUUGGAGCAAAAGACAAUACCGGAAAAUCUGCCAUCCCCAACAAACAAAUACAAACUAAAAUAUCAGCAGUAUGAAGCAGACAUGAAAGAGGGAUAUAAACAGUAUUCUCAGAGAACUACAGAAAAGAAAAAAACAAUGCCGUCUCAGGAAUCUUCAAGAAAAACAGCAGAUAAAGAGGAUCCACAGCUUGAGGACAGGACUGAUCAUGAUCUUACGGCUCUUGAUGAGAAAGCCCUCUUGCAGCAAUGCUAUACAAGCAAGCCCUACACAAUGCAGCACAGCAUAAGGAAGUUAGAAGCUGAGGAUGUAGCUGCAGAGAGGAGAAAGCAAACUGUAGUAGAGCAAGUGAUGGUGGAUCAGUUAUCUAGGGCUGUAAUAAGUGACCCAGAGCAAAGUACAAAUAUUGGUACUUACCAGAGAGAUUGGACCUUUGCAGGUCUUGGGACAGCACCAUUGCGCUUUAGAAAAAGAACAUUACAUGAAACAAAAAUAAGGACCAGAUCAGCAUUAACUGAAAAUGUGCUUUCUAAUAAGUUACGCUUUGAUGGCAGAAUUAUAUCAAGGAAUGGGCGUGAUGCUUGCAGAGAGCUGAUUGGAUUCUUUUUUAUGUAUGACAGAUCUCUUACUGUAUAUGAAUAUCGACAGUUUGGAAAAAAUAGAACAAAUGCCUUACCUUUCAUUCAGAAAGGAGUUUAUAGUCAUCAGCAUGGACCAAGAAAAGGACAACAAUAUGAUCUUAGUGACUUUUAUGUUGGUGCUAACCUGACUUUUCUGAGUUGCAAUCUUAGCCUUCCAGAAAGCAUUAAACAGAACCCAAUACUUACCCUUCGUGUCUCAAAUAUUGAUGAAGCUGCAAUUGACAUUCUAAAAACUACUUCUGUGGGAAUCAAGCAAGACAUUACCCAGCAAGAGAUUGAUGAGAGCAGAGUUUUCAGGGUUGUUCAAGGUAUACUUAAAGAGAAGCUAAGUAAAAGGGGAGUUCGUGUUGUAACAGGAUUAGGAAAAUACUUCCGAGAACGGGAUCAGAAGAGUGAUGGAGCUCUCUCUAAGGCAGUCUUUAAACAAGCUCUAACAGUAUUUCAUUUAGAAGUGCCUGAAAAGGAUUUUGAGGCUUUGUGGCUUAUUCUUGAUGACAACUGUAAUGAUAAAGUCGAUUAUGGGGAGUUCACUCGCGCCAUUAUUGGGGAAAUGAAUGAGUAUCGAAAAGCAUUUGUUAGAAAAGCUUAUAUGAAACUUGAUUUCAACAAAACUGGCAGUGUACCUAUGGUAGAUAUCAGAAAAUGUUAUUGUGCCAAGAAACACUCUCAAGUGUUAUCAGGUGUUGCCACAGAGGAAGAAAUUAAAUCUUCAUUUCUAGAAACACUAGAGGAUGCCUGCAUCAAUUCCAGUGAAGUGUCAUAUUGUGAGUUUGAAGAUUACUAUGAAGGAUUAAGUAUUGGAAUCAUGGAUGAUGAAGAUUUUGUUAAUAUUUUAAGGAAUGCUUGGGGAAUUUAGAACUGAAGAAUAUAUAGAAUGUCAUAAAAACCCCACUCCAAAUGUGGUGUAAAUUAAGUGAGGAUUUAUUCUUGAUAUGAGUUACUUUUCAAAUUUGUUUUAAUAGUCUGAAAAUAUUUGAGAGUAAAUUUUCAGAAUGGUAUAUAAGUUAUACAUAAAGCUCCCUUUUAACAUUUCUUUCAUGUAAAUUUUGUUUUAUUAAACUGUAAAAUUUGUAAUAGCUUUAUGCACUUCCAUCUGGCAGUAGGAUCAUUUGUCUCAUUAAAAUACUGUAGCUUGUUUUAAAAACAGGAAUCUAGAAUACAAACAUAGGUGAAAGGAUACAUGCACGAGAAAACUUACUAUGCAUCAUAAGUACCAGUUGUAUGAUGUAUUGUUGAGAAGCUUUAGAUUUGACUAUAUAUAUUAUCUAUGAAUACAGUAGUUUUUUCUCUAAAAUGUGUUGCUCAUAAAAGAGGACAUUUGCUUUAUGAAAUGCGUAGGGCCAGAUACUGCUUGGCUCUUACGUUGAUGAGAAGGAUGCAAGUCAUCCCUCUCAUCUCCCCCGAGUUGGGGAGAGAUCCACAAUACUAAAAA